Molecule: messenger RNA, 564 nt
Organism: Didymella exigua CBS 183.55
Lineage: Eukaryota; Fungi; Ascomycota; Dothideomycetes; Pleosporales; Didymellaceae
Exons: 1
Coding region: 135-500 (121 amino acids)
Source: RefSeq, a predicted model, not a curated record
GGGAGCAGCUGAGAAGUGAGGGUAUCCAAGGUCAGCGUGUCCAUGGACUAAAUCAAAAGUUAUGUCAAGAGUGAGAUGACUGCAUCCUGCUCGGUGACGAGAGACACGAAGUCUAAGUAAGAGGGACUCACGACAUGAUGGCGCACGGGUACGUCUUGCCCGCUGCCGGUCAGAUAGAGACGCGAGGCUUCGUAACUGGUCAGAUUAGGUGCGUCUGUAGAGCGUGGUGUCAUGCUCGUCGAUUGCCAGGUUUGGGACUGCGUUCAGAGUGUACAACGGUGAGUGUGUGCGCAGUAGAUCAUCAUGGUAUCGAAGUAGGCAGAUCGCCCGUCGGUGCAAGUGUUGAUCAAGUACAAGGAAUACAGAAGGGUCAGGUUUGUAGGCAGGCGAACGAAUGGGCACAACGGAGAAGCAUCAGACGAGUUGACGACUGGGAUGCUCUGAGGUUAAUCAGCCAAGUACCAGCGGGGAUAGCCGCCAGACUUGUAGUGCUGGAGUAGAGGUACCAACGUCGUCAUCAGAGAUAUGUGGGAGUGGAAGUAUCAGUACGAAGACAAGUUGGAG